Tremella mesenterica DSM 1558 is the source of this 897-nucleotide messenger RNA. RefSeq lists its product as uncharacterized. NCBI's taxonomy places the organism in Eukaryota, Fungi, Basidiomycota, Tremellomycetes, Tremellales, Tremellaceae. The transcript is spliced from 3 exons. The record is from RefSeq and is a predicted model, not a curated record. The coding region runs from base 1 to 897 and encodes 298 amino acids.
AUGGCCCCUCCUACUCCCACCUCUAACCCUUUCGCCGCCAUGAGGAACUUUGGUGGUAUGGUGUCGUCUGCUCUUUCCUUCGGCGACAGAUCUCGCCAAGUCUCCUCCCUCGGCCUCGGCACCCUCUCUUUGGGGGAGCCAUCUGGCGAUGUCCCGCCUCCUCGCUCCGCUUCUCCUCCCGCCGGUCCUCCCGCUGGUUCUCCCUCUGCUUCUCCUCCUCCUGGUUCUCGCUCUGCUUCCCCUCCUGCCGCCAGCCCUCGCCGCAGGACGCCCGCCUUUCGUCCUGGUGAGUCUCCGUCCUCCUCCGACCAGGAGUCGCUCAGUGGUUCGGAGUCGGACGAUCAGUCGGACUUCGAAGGAAAAGGGGGUGAUUAUAGUGAUGAGGAUGAUAGAAUCGUGUCGGAGGGUGAAACCGAGUUAGAGGAACACUCGGAUGAUGAUAUGGUGGCGGUUAGUGUAGAGGACAACAACGUAGAUAGUCCUGAGCCCGCUCCUGCCCCUCCCCCUGCCCAACUCGCGGGUCAGAAACGACGCCGUUCCCUCUCCUCUUCUUCUUCUUCCUCCUCCUCCUCUUCCGAAGUUCUCCCCCCGCCCGACGCCAUUGCCGCUGCCGCCGCCGCCGCCGCCGCUGCUGACGCUCGCCGUGCCGCCACCCUUGCCGCCGCUGCUGCUGCUGCCCGCCGUGCCGCCACCGUCUCCCGCCCUGCCGCCGCCGACACUCGCCCUGUCGCCGCCGAACCCGUCGCGGCUACCCUUCCUUCUCCCAGAGGGGAGCCUUCGCCCAAACGGGUGAAGAGAUCACUGCGGGAAGAAGAGUACUUGUGGGAGAAGAUGAAGUCCGAGCCUGGUCGUUGGAUCGCGGUUGGUGUUGACGAAGCGUGUGAUCGUUGCCGGUGA